Messenger RNA from Nicotiana tabacum (common tobacco), 1324 nucleotides. Lineage: Eukaryota; Viridiplantae; Streptophyta; Magnoliopsida; Solanales; Solanaceae. The record is from RefSeq and is a predicted model, not a curated record.
UUCUGCAGUAGUUGAACAGUAAUACACCAUUUCACAUAAUAAUGCCAAUAUCUUCCAUAGGAACACACGAAAAAAAUCAAAUAUCAAAUUGCCCCUUCAAUUAAAUGGCUUUCAUUUUCCAUCUCACUGGGUCUGGGCUUCCAUUGAUGUAACUUGGAACAUACUCAAUCUUUCUUUCUGUGUAUAUAUACGGAACUGAGAUUCCCCAAAAAGAAAAAGAAAAAGCAAAGGAGGAUUCAGAGGAAGAUAUUAAAGAGACAUAUUAAAGAAUCUUACUUUUUGGUUUUUCUAUGGCUGAUAUAAUGGGAUUUUCUCUGAACUCUUUACGCUUCUCUUCUUCUUCUGCUUCAAAUUCUUCAUUGUUAACCUCAUUCUCUUCAUCUUUGAAUUCUAUUCAAACAUCAAAUCAAAAGUUGCAUAAAAGGGCUGUCUCCCUUUCUGAUUCUCCUUCUACUUCUGUCGAUUUCGUUUCCGGAAUUACCUUAAGGCCCAACAAGCGAUUUCCUGCUGUUAAGGUACAUGCUACUGUUACUCGAACUGAGGAACCAAAAUGGUGGGAGCGAAAUGCAGGGCCUAACAUGGUUGACAUUCAUUCUACAAAAGAAUUCUUGGAUGCUCUUAGUCAGGCUGGAGAAAGACUUGUUAUUGUAGAAUUCUAUGGAACAUGGUGUGCUUCCUGCAAAGCACUAUUUCCCAAGCUCUGCAGAAUUGCCCAGGAGAACCCCGAAAUCAUGUUUCUGAAAGUGAAUUUUGAUGCAAAUAAGCCAAUGUGCAAGGCUUUGAAUGUAAAAGUCCUUCCAUAUUUCCAUUUCUAUCGCGGAGCUGAUGGACAACUAGAGUCCUUCUCUUGCUCACUGGCCAAAUUUCAGAAGAUAAAAGAUGCAAUACAAUUACAUAACACAGCCCGUUGCAGUAUUGGCCCGCCAAUAGGAGUGGGAGAUCUCACUCUUGAACUCCUUUCUGGGACCAAGUGAUAUACCUGCAGCAGCUUCUGCGUAGAACUGCUUACGUGUUUCAUCUCUGUAUCAAUAGCUUGCACUCGAAUAGCCACGUAACCCAUCUGUAUCUGUGAUGGAAACUAUAUAGUCAUUUUUCAUUGUUGGUUGCUACAUUUUGCGCCAUUCUAGGUAAUGAUGUAGUAAUAUACUCCAUUCUUUGAGACGAUUGUGGUAGUAAUACUUGCAGCAUAUAUAGAUGGAAUUUUGUUCAUUAAUUAUGUGGAAAAAGUGAGUCGAAAACACUACUUCCUGUCAUUUGUGAUACUUCUCAAUCUGUACUCAUGGUAUAAUGAUACACUGUUACCUUUAUUUCCUCUUUGAUAGUA